Messenger RNA from Staurois parvus, 328 nucleotides. Lineage: Eukaryota; Metazoa; Chordata; Amphibia; Anura; Ranidae. The record is from the annotation of a GenBank genome assembly.
AUGUGAUCAGCUGUGUCCAAUCACAGCUGAUCUCAUCAGUGCCACCUGUCAGUGUCCAUCAGUGCCACAUCAAUGCCACAUAUUAGUGCCUACCAGUGCACAUCAAUGCCACAUAUCAGUGCCCAUCUGAGCUGCCAGUCAGUGCCACCUAUCAGUGCUGCCUAUCAGUGUGCAUCAGUUCCGCCAGUCAGUGCCACCUAUCAGUGCCAUAUAUGAGUGCUGCCUUUCAGUGCCCAUCAGUGAUGCCUGUCAAUGCCUCUCAGUGCCACCUACCAGUGUCUCCCCAUCAGUGUCCAUCAGUGCAGCCUCAUUAGUGCACAUCAGUGAA